Carassius gibelio (silver crucian carp) is the source of this 864-nucleotide messenger RNA. RefSeq lists its product as uncharacterized. Gene Ontology annotation, biological process: interleukin-15-mediated signaling pathway; T cell activation; positive regulation of ERK1 and ERK2 cascade. NCBI's taxonomy places the organism in Eukaryota, Metazoa, Chordata, Actinopteri, Cypriniformes, Cyprinidae. Gene Ontology annotation, molecular function: MHC class II protein binding; protein tyrosine kinase binding. Gene Ontology annotation, cellular component: external side of plasma membrane; membrane raft. The record is from RefSeq and is a predicted model, not a curated record. The coding region runs from base 47 to 751 and encodes 234 amino acids. The transcript has 3 exons.
AGAGUUGAGAUCAUAUAAUGAAGAGGAAGACUGACAGAAAGAGAAGAUGGCUGAUAAGUGUCACUUGUGUCUGCUGGGACUGAUCUUUCUCUCUUCACUUCUCACAGGUCUCAGUGGAGUGGAUGAUGCUCAUGUGUUCAUCAGUUCUGGUGAAGAUGUCCGUCUGCCCUGUAAUAAUGCUCUUCCUGGCUGUAAAUCAACUACAUGGAUCUAUAACAGAUUCAGUUAUUCAUCAGCAGUUGAACUGUUUUCUGGAGGGAGAAAGAAGACAGACAUAGAGAAACAUGAGAGACUGAGUCUGGAGUCUGACUGCUCUCUGAACAUCAAGAGCGUCACAAAAGAAGAUUGUGGAUCUUACAUCUGCCAACAAUAUGUGAAUGGACACAAACUGAGAACUGAUGCUCGUGUUUUUCUGAAUGUUCUUCAUGUCUCUUCAUCUGAGAUCAGUGCAGGUCUCUCUGUGACUCUCUUCUGUCAGUUGUAUUCAUCAUAUCCUCGAGUCUCUUGUGGUGAUUUGAUCCGUUCUGAGCGAAUUGAUCUGUUCUGGGUGAAUCAGGCUGGUGAUAAACUGACAAACUCAGACUCCAGAUAUCAGAUAUCAGCUCCAGAUCACUGUAUCAUCUCUCUGAAGACAACAAUCCUGAAUGAAGAUCACAACAGAGAGUGGAGAUGUGAAGUUACUCACAGAGAUCAACUCAAGACCUCAGUCUCAUACACUGUCAAGAUCUCAGGUGAGAAAACAAUCUCAUGAUCAGAUGUAGAAGAGUCUUAGAUGUGUUAAUAUAAUGAUAGAUAAUGUUAGAGUCAUCUUGUGUUAAGUGAUUGAAAUAUGAUUGUCAUGUUUUAUGAUGAAUCUGAACUAAC